This is a messenger RNA of Gymnogyps californianus (California condor), 8396 nucleotides long. Its product is annotated as cullin-9-like. NCBI's taxonomy places the organism in Eukaryota, Metazoa, Chordata, Aves, Accipitriformes, Cathartidae. Gene Ontology annotation, molecular function: zinc ion binding; ubiquitin protein ligase binding. Gene Ontology annotation, biological process: ubiquitin-dependent protein catabolic process. The record is from RefSeq and is a predicted model, not a curated record.
UCUUUAAUGUGCCUAUCAUAAUCUUUGAUGGCCCAUUUCCCGUCAUGGUGAAUGAGAGGCAUAAUGGCAACCUGCUUGUGCACCUGGGAGCCAAACUGCAGGCCUACCCGGAGGAGCUGCUCCGGCAGCGGCGAGGCCAUGACGGCCAGCCUGAGUACCUGAUCCAGUGGAGUAUCGUGAGCUUGGAAGAGAGAGCAGUGGGAGGCAGCAGUGCCUCCUCUGCAGAGACCAAGCCGGAGAACAUCUCGAUGUGGAUGUCUGCAGAAGAGGUCUGUGCCAGCUGCCCGGCGCUGCUGGGCAAGAGGAAGCUGGAAGGGCAGUGGGUGAAAGAGGAGAAGGCAGCCAGCCCGUUUGCUGCAGAUGUCCCGCUGGAUGAAGCCUCGCUGCUGGAGAUGAAGGCUGAUGUCAGGAGCCUGGUGCAGCGAGCUGGCCGGCAGAUGGCUGAGACUGGGACCCCCGAGUCCUCCAUCCUCAACACCAUCCACGUGCUGAGCGCGUACGCCAGCAUUGGCUCACUAGCAGGUGCCUUCAAGGAGACGGGAGCCCUUGACUUGCUGAUGAAGAUGCUGUGCCACAAAGAGAAGCAAAUCCGCCGCAGUGCCGGCAAGAUGCUGAGGGCCCUGGCUUCGCAUGAUGCAGGGAGCCGGGCCUAUGUCCUGCUGUCCCUGAGCCAGCAGGAUGGCAUUGAGCAGCACAUGGACUUCGACAGUCGCUACACCUUGCUGGAGCUGUUUGCUGAGAUGAUGUCUUCUGACGAGCACUGCAUGUCCUUUGAGGGGAUUCACCUUCCCCAGAUCCCCGGGAAGCUGCUGUUCAUCCUAGUGAAGCGCUACCUGUGUGUCACUUCUCUCAUGGACAAGCUCAGCAGUGGCGUGGAGCAGGGAGGGGAGCAGCAGGACCGCGCUGUGCCCAGCCUGCUGACUGAGGAGAGGAGCCGUGUGAAGCAGGAGUUUGAGUUCAGCAUGGCUAUGGCAAACCUCAUCUUGGAGCUGGUGCAUGUGAUGGGCUGGGACGAGAGCCACAAGGCAGAGCUGCUGCCCCAACAGGAGCUGCAGCCUCGUGCCACCCGCUCCAUCUUCCAGCACAGGGCCACAUCCUGCACUGCUGCCCAAAUGCCUGUGCUCACUUCAAAUCAUGGUCCCCACAAAAAGCAGGGUCGUGCCUUCCUGACCCCGUCAGACUUCACAGACCGCAGUGGCUAUGUGGAGUACUUACAGGCAAACCUGGUGCGCGGCAUGAGGGUGCGCUUGCUGGAGGACUGUGGUGAUGUUAGAGCUGGGGAGGAAGGCGAGUUUCUUCAGAGCACUAAUAGCAUGCACACAGUGCAGGUUUUAUGGCAGUCAACAGGUCGGACCUACUGGAUGCAUUGGCACAUGUUGGAGAUUGUUGGCUUUGGAGAUGAGUGGGAAGAUCCUCCUGCUCAGGAAAAAGAAUAUAGUCUGAUAGAGAGCUUUAAUCUAGACACAGUUGUGCAGCCGUUUUUCUGCAAGCCCUUUGCGGGGCUGUACUCUCUGCCUUACCUGGGGGAGCAGGCGACCAAGGCUGCAGAGGCCCUGAGCCGUGCCGAGUGGUGGGAGCUGCUCUUCUUCGUGAAGAAGGUGGAAGCACAGGAGCAGAAAGAGAUCGUCUGUCUCAUCCAGCAGGACCAGGGAGAGCAGCUGUUGGAGGUGGAUGAAGAAGCCCUGAUCCAGCUGUCGAUACCUGCGGAGCUGGCCCAGAAGGUGCUGCGGGUCUUGGAGAAGCGGUGCCAGGGCAGCGCUCAGCGUGACCUGCGCGGCUCCCACAUCUAUGCCAAAUACUUCCUCGGCAGAGGGGCCAAGCAGGAUGGUGGGGGGAACACUGCGGUGUCCUUGGAGGGUGCCAGCUGCAGGAGCACUGGCCCUGAAGCCAUGAUGGCCAAGGCAGCGAAGGAAGACCUUUCUGCAGCCACAGUGCCGCCCCGAGCCCCCGCUGCGAUGGUGAAGUCGGAUUCCCAGCUGUUCAGCGAGCUCCUUGAGAAGGAAGGGCUGUUCUUCCCAGCGGUGACAGAGGAGCAGAUCAAAGUGCUGGGCAGCUCCGAGGGGGUGAGCGAGAGGGGCUCGCUGGCCAAGAUUGCAGCCGUGGUGGACGUGAUCCAGAGCAGCAGCUCAGAGGUGGGGCUGCGCUUAGCCGGGCUGAAGCACAUCAUGAAGAUCCUGGAGGAGGAGCCUGAGUCCAAGCAGCAAGUCGGCAAAGCCCAGGGUGGGCUGGGGACCAGGAGUGUUGGGGAGAAGCUGGUGAGGCUAGCAGUGGAGUUGCUGAGCACUGAGGCGGCAGAGAAGGCCCUGGUGGUGGUGAUGCUGCGGCUGCUGGCUGUGCUCAUGGCGAAGUAUGACUGGCGCGUGCCGUUUGCCACGGAGGGUGGUGUGCGGGCUGUGCUGGCCUGCAUGCAGCAGCACGCCUCCUCCGCCCUGGUGCAGCAGGCUGGCCUGGUGGCCCUGAAGGUGCUGGUAGGAGCUGUGGUCGGCGAGCCAGGAGGUGCCGGUGGGAAGCCCUUGCCCCUGAACCAUGCCGAUGCGCAGAUGAUGCGGGAGAUCUUUGCCAGCAUCGGCUCUGCCUCCAGCGAGGGCUCGGCAAGCCUGCUGAGUGCCAUCCCUGCUGCCAUGAGCACCAUGCAGAGGGUCCCAGGGGGCUCCUCAGGUGUGCAGAAUGGCUUGCUGGUGGUGAACAUGCUGAUCGACAGCCACCGGGGCCUGGCAGAGCAGCUGGCAAGCUGUGAUCUCCCCACGGUGCUGCAGAGCUGCUGGUGGGACGGGCAGAGCACCGGCUGCCCUCACGCGACGCUGGCCCUCAGCACGAUCAACCGCCUCGCGGAGCACCGGCUACCCCUGGGCCUUGUUGUGGCAGGCAGAGAGGCCCCACUGGACCUGAGGGAUGUGCGGACGCUUCUGGGUGGCGUGGGGGACGGCAUCUUGUCCAAGGACGUGGUGGUGGCCCUGGAGCGGCAGCUCUGCAGUGAAGGCGCCGUCCCCUCUGGUGAGGAGGCCCAGCUGCUGCAGGACCACAGAUGCUUCAGGCUGCUGCUGCGCAGCUUUGAGCUGCUGGGGGCGGAGAAGGCCGUGAGCCUGAGCAUCCUCAGGAUCCUGAACAAGUUCCUGGACCGUUACCAGGAGGAUGCGCUGCCCUGGCAUGAGUGUGUGGAGCCCUGUUUGUCCUCCCUGAGUGCCCACAGCAGCGACCGGGAGCAGGUGAUGCAGGAGGUUGUUGGCUUCCUGCACCGCCUGGCCACCGCCAGCAAGGACUGCGCGGUGGUGAUGUGCCGUGUGGGCACCCGCGAGGCUCUGUCCAAAGCCCUGGACAAGCACAGCACGGCUCCGUCGCUGGCGCCAGCCCUGCUCGACCUGGUGAUUGACUGUGAGAAGUACGCCAGCCUCUACAAGAAGCUGACGACCAGCAUCUUGGCUGGCUGCAUCCAGCUGGUGCUGGGGCAGAUUGAGGAGCACCGCCGGAGCCACCAGCCCAUCAGCAUCCCCUUCUUUGAUGUCUUUCUGCACAACCUGUGCCGAGGCUCCAGCGUGGAGGUGAAGGAGGACAAGUGUUGGGAGAAGGUGCAGGUCUCGUCCAACCCCCACCGGGCCAGCAAGCUCACGGACAGGAACCCCAAGACCUACUGGGAGUCAAACGGCAGCACUGGCUCGCACUUCAUCACUAUCCACAUGCAGUGUGGUGUGGUGGUCAGGGAGAUGAGCAUGCUGGUGGCCAGUGAGGACUCCAGCUACAUGCCGGCCCGUGUCGUGGUGCUGGGGGGAGACAGCCCUGCCACCAUUAGAACUGAGCUCAACGCGGUGACCAUCCUGCCCUCAGACAGCAGAGUGAUCCUGCUGGAGAACAUGACCCGCUUCUGGCCCAUCAUCCAGAUCCGGGUGAAGCGGUGCCAGCAGGGCGGCAUUGACACACGUGUGCGUGGCAUCGAGGUGCUGGGUCCCAAGCCCACUUUCUGGCCCAUCUUCAAGGAGCAGCUGUGCCGGCGGACGUUCCUCUCCUGCACUGCUCGGGCUCAUGCCUGGUGCCAGGAGAUCUGCCAGGACCGAGGCCGACUGCUGCAGCUCUUUGGCAGGCUGAACCGGGCGCUGCAGCAUGAGCAGGGCUUUGCCGACCGCUUCCUUCCUGACGAUGAGGCGGCCCAGGCCUUGGGCAGGACGUGCUGGGAGGCCCUGGUGAACCCCUUGGUGCAGAGCAUCACCAGCCCAGACCCCCACGGCAUCAGCCCCCUGGCCUGGCUGCUGAGCGAGUACCUGGAGAGCGUGGAGCCGCCCCGUUAUGCCACGAGCCGUGGUGCUGUCUUUGGUUCCCGUGUGCGGCGCCUGACCCAGCUCCUGGUGCACGUGGACCCUGGCGGCCCAGAGCCAGAGGAGGCAAGAGCAACUGGUGGGAAGGAGGGGAAGAACAAGGAGGUGCCGGCCAGGGCUGCGAAGGCGGUGGUGGAGAAGUCGAGCAGCCUGUGGGGCAUCUCGCAGUGCUGGCGUGGCGUGGUGCAGCAGCAGGUGCAGCGGUUCCUGGAGGCAGCAGGGCAGGCGCCGGACCUUGUGGAGCGAUACUGCGGGCUGUACCAGCGCCUGCGUGGUGCCACGGAGGAGCUCUUUGGGCAGCAGGCUGCCUUUGUGCUGGCCCUGGGCCAGGGCUUCGCGGGGGCUUUGCUGCAGCUCUCCUUCCUUACUGCCCUGCAUGUGAGUGAGCAGUUUGCCCGUUACCUUGACGGGCAGAUCCAGGAGCUCCACGGGGCUGCGGGCAGCGCAGGGCCACUGCAGCGGCUGCAGCAGAUCCUGGAGCCCUUCGUCGUCUUCAGUGGCCUGGAGCUCGCCCACACCUUCGAGCACUUCUACCGGCACUACCUGGGGGACCGGCUCCUGGCGCAAGGGCUGUCUUGGCUGGAAGGAGCCAUCGUGGAGCAGAUCGGGCUGUGCUUCCCCAGCCGCUUCCCUCAAGAGAUGCUGAGCAACUUGGCUGAGUCGGAGGAGCUCCAGCAGCAGUUUUACCUCUUCCAGCUGCAGGAGCAGGACAAGCGGCUGCUGGAGCUGGACACGGGCUUGGAUGAGGCACUGGGGAGUGCCUCGGUGGCGGAUGUGCCGGAGGUGAAGGUGCUGGCCCUGUCCCCGCGCUGCUGGCCCGUUUCCCCGUUCUGCUACAUGGAUGAACCUGGGAGGUUUUUCUCAGCGGCGCUGAUCCCCCUGGAUGAGUUUGCUGACUUCUGCAGGCGGAGUCAGAGCCAGCUGGGCUGGGAGUGCACGAAGCCCCGGCGGUUGCAGUGGACGUGGCUGGGCCAUGCCGAAGUGCAGUUUGGAGACUGCGUCCUCCACGUGUCCACGCUGCAGAUGUACAUCCUGCUGUGCUUCAACAGCGCCGAGGAGGUGGCUGUGGAGGCCUUGCUGCAGGCUACGGGGCUCCCUGCUGACCUGGUGGACCACGCACUGACACCACUGAUCCAUGGCGAGGGCGUCCUGGUGCGGAGCUGCAUGCCAGGAGGUGUGCUGCGGCUGAACCAGGCAGCCCUGGCCCAUGCCUCUGGCCACCCCCUGAGGCUGCUGCCCCGGCAGAGGUACCUGCGGGCAGAGAGGGCUGAGGUCAGCGCCCUGGAAAGGAAGAGGAACGUCCUCUGCUGCCUCAUCACCCGCAUCCUCAAGGUGGAGAAGCAGCUCCACAUUGACAACCUGGUGUUUAGGGUGACUGAUGCCUGUCAGAAGGGUGAGUUGGGGCCAGGGCUGCAGUUCCUGGGCUUCUGCUGCCACAGCGUGGACGUGCUGUCCUGUGUCCUGCACCUGCUGAACCAGGGCUAUCUGCGGCGCCAGGAGGAGAGGCCUCAUGUCUUGGAGUACAUCUCUGCUGAACCCACAACACCUCUUGGGGGCCAGGCACAGAUGGUUCUCCAGAGCAGGCCGCCAGAGGCAUUUCUGGAUGAGGACAGCAUAGACUGCCUGUAUUGGUUGAAUCCUGGCAUAGGCAGGUCGGAGGAGUUUCUCAUGGCAAUGCUGCAGGUGCCAAUGGGGCACACGCUUAGUCCAGAGGAGGCGAAGCUGCUCAUGAACCAGACAGUACAGCAGGUCCAGGAUACUCUGAGCAUCACAGAUGAUGUUGCUCGGCACCUGCUCAUGCACUGCAGGUGGAAUGUGGAUUUCCUGAUCCAGUGCUAUGUGGAGAACCAUGAGACCCUGCUCAUCUCCUCGGGGCUGCAAGUGCAGGAUGCCCAGCCCCCCCCGAGCCCAGGAUCCCACUGCCCAGUCUGUGUGAACCAGCUGUGUCCCACUGAGAAGCCACCAACCCUCUGUUGCAUGCACUACUGCUGCAAGUCCUGUUGGAGUGAGUAUCUCACGACUCGCAUUGAACAGAACAUGGUUGUCAACUGCACCUGUCCCAUAUCUGAGUGCCAUGCGCAGCCAACUGCAGCCUUCAUUUGUUCCAUCGUUUCCUCCAAGGAGAUUAUAGCCAAGUAUGAAAAAGCCCUCCUCAGAGGCUAUGUUGAGUGUUGUUCCAACCUGACAUGGUGCACCAACCCUCAGGGCUGUGAUCAGAUCCUCCUUAAGGAUGGACUUGGCUAUGGGGCAGCCUGUUCCAAGUGCUCCUGGAUAUCCUGCUUCAACUGCAACUUCCCAGAGGCCCAUUAUCCUGCCAGCUGCAGCCACAUGUCUCAAUGGGUGGAUGAUGAUGGGUACUAUGAGGGAAUGACAAGUGAAGCCCAAAGCAAACAUCUGGCUAAGCUCAUUUCGAAGCACUGCCCAAGCUGCCAGGCUCAGAUAGAGAAAAAUGAGGGGUGCCUGCAUAUGACGUGUGCAAAGUGUAAUCAUGGCUUCUGUUGGCGUUGCCUCAAGCCCUGGAGGCCGACUCAUAAGGAUUAUUACAACUGCUCUGCUAUGGUGAGUAAAGCAGCUUGGCAGGAGAAGCGUUUUCAGGAUUACAAUGAGAGAUGCACCUUUCAUCAUCAUGCAAGGGAAUUUGCCAUGAGUCUGAGGAACAGGGUUUCUUCCAUCAGUGAGAAGCCAAAAAUUAGGACUUUGACCUUUGUUCUUGAUGCCUGCAAAGUGCUAGAACAGGCACGGAAGGUGCUGGCCUACUCCUGUGUGUACAGCUACUAUAACCAGGACACUGAGAGCAUGGAUGUUGUGGAACAGCAGACUGAGAGCCUAGAGCUGCACACUAAUGCUCUGCAGAUCCUUCUGGAGGAAACCCUGCUGCAGUACCAGGACCUGGCCUCUUCUCUUCAGCUCCUGAAAGCAGAGCAUUUCAGUGCUGGUUUGGAGUUGGUACACCGGAUCAAGGAGCGUCUCUUUGCAAUUCUCUGGCACUCCACACAGGAUUUCCAUGUUGGGCUCCAGACUUUGGCAGAUCCUGGUCAGAGAAAGGUGAAACUCUCAAAUGUGCCUACUUCAGCCGCUGCAUGUAUAGGGCCAAAACAUACCAUCUUGUGUGACUCCCCCAACACAGAUGAAGGUGGCAAAGAGGUUGAAGAUGAGGAGUAUGAACCGCAGUGGCAGGAAGACUAUGAUGAUGAUGACGACCUUGAUGAAGACAACUUUCUGUUUGAUGAUGAGUCAGAUAACCUUGAUUGUGACUCCUACUUUGAUGAUGAUGAUGAUGCCUAUGACUAGAAGUGGGCUGUCACCCAGCCCGCCAGCCUGGACCUCUGCCUCUACUCCAUCUCGACCAGUUUGUAUUAGUGUCUUUCCUCAAAGACAGGGAGGAGCUCUCGGGUGGAAUGAAGAGACAUUUCCUCUGGGGGCUACUUGCUCGGUGACCCCCCUUUAACAUGGUGAAACAUUGCUCUGGACAGAUGGGCUGUGUUACCGUGGCCACCUCUCUCAGACAUCUCCUCGCUCUCCUCGCCUUUCUCCCUUGUCUCCAUUUCUGCCCAUAGGUAUCUAAAUGAGUUAGAAAGUCACAGUCCAGCUGCAAAGUGAGGACUGCUUGCCACCUGUUAAAGGACUGUUCAGUGUCCUUGGGCAUGCUGUCCCCAAGGACUAGGUGCAGGUGAGUGUGGCAUGUGUCCUAGCAUGGCACUGUCUAAUCCAACCAGUGUCUAGAAAUACUGUAAAGCGAUGUGUUUACACUCAAGUCAAAGCCUCCCAUCUGGAGUUGGUGGGAUUCCCUCCAAAGCCACACAUGGAUGUGGUUAAGUGCAUUCCUAUAGUUGAGGGGGACAGCUUUUUUGCUGUUUGUUUGAAGAGUUGUUGUCUUCUCUGCUAUGAAGCAGGAUGGGCUGCUAUGAGUGGCACAAGUUUGCAGGACUGUUCUUAAGUGUCUAAAUGUAUGCAUGCGCGCACACACACAUAGAUUAUAUAUAUAUACACACACACACAGACAUCGUUCAGAUAAUAAUUUGUCUUUGCAAAAAAGAAGACCCUGAGGAACAAGGGUUGAAAAAAGUUCUGUUUAAAAAAGAAAUAGUU